AGUGCGGGUAACCGUUGGCGUUUGAAUCGUCCUCUGAAAACAGCGGCAGAUGACAGCAGCUUGUAAGCGCUCCGGGAAAAAAAACAGUACUAACUACUUCACAUCAACCGAACACAGUUCUCUGGACUUUAUUUUUUUUUUUAGCUUUGAACUGCGAACACCUACUGAAAACAUGUCGAAGAAACAGAUUUACUACUCUGACAAGUACAACGACGAGGAGUUCGAGUACAGACAUGUCGUGCUUCCCAAGCAGCUGUCGAAACUGGUGCCCACCUCCCACCUGAUGACAGAAGAAGAGUGGAGGGGACUCGGAGUGCAGCAGAGCCAGGGCUGGAUUCACUACAUGAUCCACAAACCAGAGCCACACAUACUGCUUUUCAGAAGACCUCUCCCAAAGGAUUAAAUGGGAAUCCUCUGUAAAUUGCCCGCUAUCAUCUUUGCUGAUGUGUAUUGUCUUGAGACCAUACAUCUCCUCCUACAUACAUCUCUACAUAUGUUCUAAUGUAUUGUGUAUAAAAACCUUUAGUUGUAUUUUUCUUUCUUUUGUUUUUUUUUUCAUCAAACUCCCUCAAUUUUUAGAGGUAAUGAGAGGCAAAUAGCUUAAUUCCACUGUGAAUGAUAACCUUAUGGACAAUAUGAAGGUGAAUGUUGCCUGUUGUUGUACAUUUUAAUACAUUCUUUUUAAAUGUCUUGAUGCCGUUUUUGUUAUGAUUGAUUUAUUUACUGAGCAGUCAUACAGGCACAGGGUUUUAUUUUUCUCAAGGCCACGAUUUUCCCAAAAAAGCUUUCUGUGUUUGAACAUUUCCUGUCGUUUAAACGUAUGUUUGUGUUGUGUACAUAAUAUUAUUUCUAGAUAUUAUAAUUUUGACAGAGUCAUGGUUGACUCAACAAGUUCACUGUUGCUGAAAGAACAAAAUAAAAUGAACUUCUUCUCUUCA
This is a messenger RNA of Larimichthys crocea (large yellow croaker), 938 nucleotides long. It is a transcript of the gene cks2, whose product is annotated as CDC28 protein kinase regulatory subunit 2. Lineage: Eukaryota; Metazoa; Chordata; Actinopteri; Sciaenidae. The coding region runs from base 50 to 403 and encodes 117 amino acids. The record is from RefSeq and is a predicted model, not a curated record. The transcript is spliced from 3 exons. Gene Ontology annotation, molecular function: cyclin-dependent protein serine/threonine kinase regulator activity.